AUGUUCUCGUCAAUAACCGCAUCCUUCGCAAGGCUCGGCCUCUCUUCGACCGCCCGCUCCCCAGCGACCACACAAGGGAGCGCACACCUCUUCGCGCCCAGCACGCGGUCGCUCCACCUCGCAUCCUCGUCCCGACCAUCGCUCCGCCCCGCCGCCACACCCUCCGCGCUCUCGCCCUCUUCGCACCUCGGCGCCGUCAGGCACCGCUCCCAGCUUGCUCCGCGGCGGACAAAGUACCGCAAGGCGCACAAGAUCCGCCUCCCCUUCAACACCGGCGGCUCCCUCAAGGGCACCACAGUCCAGGAGGGCGUCUACGGCCUUCGCCUCCUCGCACCCGCCAAGCUUACCGCAAAGCAGCUCGUGGCCGCUGAGACGGCGCUCAAGAGGAAGCUCAAGGUCAUCAAGGGCGCUCAGGUCUUCCUCCGUGUCUUCCCCGACGUCCCCGUCUGCGUCAAGGGCAACGAGACUCGUAUGGGCAAGGGUAAAGGCGCUUUCGAGUACUGGGCGUGCAGCGCAUCGAUGGGCAAGGUCAUCUUUGAGAUCGGUGGACCUGUAGAGAUCCGUCUCGAGGUGGCAAAGGAGGCGCUCCGACUAGCGUCUGCGAAGCUGCCUGUUCCCACCGAGUUUGUGACCGCAGCCUCGGCACCGCGACUCGGCAACAAGGUGCUUACAGCGCCCGAAGCCGCCGUCGAGCAGCCCGUCUCCGCAUAG
Molecule: messenger RNA, 711 nt
Organism: Pseudozyma flocculosa PF-1
Lineage: Eukaryota; Fungi; Basidiomycota; Ustilaginomycetes; Ustilaginales; Ustilaginaceae
Exons: 3
Coding region: 1-711 (236 amino acids)
Biological process (GO): mitochondrial translation
Cellular component (GO): mitochondrial large ribosomal subunit; ribosome
Molecular function (GO): structural constituent of ribosome; rRNA binding
Source: RefSeq, a predicted model, not a curated record